AUGAGACCAUUUCAAUCUCUUCUUCUUCUGAUUCUACUGAUUCUAACUGUUGUUUCAACUGUUGGGUCCUCUUCAGAUUACACCGAUUUAGCUUACAAAGGCUGUGCGAAUCAAGAUUUCCAGGAUUUCAAUGGGAUUUACAAGCAGAUACUUCAAAAUCUCUUCGACACAUUAAUCUCUCAAGCUUCCACCGCAAAAUUCUACAAUACCACCGCCGGAGUCGGCCCAUCCGCCAUUAAUGGGCUCUUCCAAUGCAGAGGCGACCUCUCAAAUUCUGCCUGUGUGAACUGCGUGAAAAAGACCCCGCAAAUGUCCGAAAAGCUUUGUGGCCACUCCGUUGCUUCUAGAAUCCAGCUAAACGGGUGUUAUUUGAGAUACGAGAUUGCUGGGUUUAGGCAAGUGAGCUCGACUGAGUUUCUGUACAAGGUUUGCGGUUCAACUCAGGCGAGCGGCGCCGGGUUUAAUGACAGGUUGAACUCGGCCUUAGGGGAAAUAGUAAAAGGUGUGGGGAGUGGAAAUAGUGGAUUUUAUGCUGGUGAAUAUGAGUCAGUGUAUGUGCUGGGCCAAUGUGAGGGUGAUUUAAGCAGUGGGGACUGUGUGAACUGUGUGAAAAAUGCAAUUGACAAAGCUAAAUCUGAAUGUGGGACUUCAAUAUCUGCCCAAAUUUAUCUUCAAGAGUGCUAUAUUAGCUACACUUAUUAUCCCAGUGGAGUUCCUGCCAAUACCAGCCCUUCAUUUUCAUCAGAAGACAGUGGCUAUUGUUCUUGGAGGAAUUGUGGGACUAGGCCUGGGAAUUGCUUGCUUGUUGUUUGCCAAAUCAACUUUGAAGAAAAAGACUCAUACUUACAAGUAUGGUGGAUGAGAUAUGUCAAAAGUUAG
Fraxinus pennsylvanica is the source of this 879-nucleotide messenger RNA. The record is from the annotation of a GenBank genome assembly. Lineage: Eukaryota; Viridiplantae; Streptophyta; Magnoliopsida; Lamiales; Oleaceae.